Molecule: messenger RNA, 4335 nt
Organism: Gymnodraco acuticeps
Lineage: Eukaryota; Metazoa; Chordata; Actinopteri; Perciformes; Bathydraconidae
Gene: nfrkb
Product: nuclear factor related to kappaB binding protein
Exons: 26
Coding region: 87-3905 (1272 amino acids)
Cellular component (GO): Ino80 complex
Molecular function (GO): protease binding
Source: RefSeq, a predicted model, not a curated record
AGAAAACGGUACGUCGGUAAAACAGUUCCCCCUUUAUUUCCAAAACACAGAGCAGUUUCAGACUUUAAGCUUGGUGCAGAGGGAGAAUGGAUGCCCUCACUCACAUGCUUACAGACCCCCUUGAUCCAAAAGAAGAAGACAAUGGACAAAUCACAGAGGAGUGCAUGCUGGGGAACUGUAUAUUAAACCUACCAGAGGACCUACUCGAGGACCCUGACAUUUUCUUCUCCGUGCUGAGUGAAAGCACCUGGAGUGAAGUACUGUCAGAUUCCCAGAGACAGCACCUUCGUCAGUUUUUGCCAAAGUUUCCAGACAACAAUGUUGCAGAACAGGAUGAAACCAUCGGUGACCUAUUCAACAACACAAACUUUCAUUUUGGAAAUCCCCUCCAUCUUGCACAAAGACAGUUCAGAGAUGGUUACUUCAAUCCUGAAGUGGUCAAGUACAGACAAUUGUGUGCCAAGUCCCAGAAGAAGCGACAGUUGCACUCCCUUCAGCAGUAUUACCACAAAUUGUUGAAGCACAUCCUCGUCUCCAGAAAGGAGUUGCUAGAGUUUGCAGUUCAAAAUGGUCUGGACUUUCCACCAAAAAGAAAGUUGCAGACCAAGACUCAUGCUGAAAUGCGAGAACCAAGGGUGAGAAGAAGAUUGAGCCGUAUAUUAAAGGAUGUCAAAACUGAGUGUGGAGACAGCAACGCUUCAUCUGAUGAUGACGAUAUAUCAUUAUGGACUCCAGCACCCCAUUCGCCUUCCUCUCCGACGCCCACUGUCUCACUCAGAGUCCUCCCCAGCCUCUCCACCCAAGACAUGAAGAUUACUGAAAAAAUAGAACUAGGGGAGAGAGAUCUAAAGGCCAUGCUGCAAAACCAUCGGGAUAAGAGGAAGCGACAGCCAGAUCAUCCAGACUUGAUGACCUCUGACCUCCACCUUGGGGACAUACUUUCAAGAACAAAUAUCGGUCGGAAGGGGACACUGCCACUUUUUGAUCUGUCACUGCCUAAGAAGAAGAUUAAAGAUGAGAGAAGAAAGAAGAAAAUGAGGACAAUAAAAGUGGAAUCUGAGGAUCCUUGUGAAAUUCUCUCACCUUCAGAAAACGCAUCAGCUCCACCAGCGAGCAUCAUCAACUCCCUGCCGGACACGCCGUCCACUCCCCUGGCCAACAUCAAAGAGGAAAUUGUGGAGGAGUGUCAGAGCAGUCCGGCUCCAGUUGAGGAAAUAGCUAUCAGUUUCUUCAGCUUGUUGGAGAGCAUUUUAGCGACAGAAAGCCUUACCAGUACUUCAUUGUUGGAGGAAAAAGUUCAAAUGUGGCAGUCCUCUCCAGCCAGCUCCCUCAACGUCUGGUUCUCAUCUGUCCCGUGCUGGUCUGACUUGGUGCUUCAAGCCCUGCAGUUUCUUGCAGGAGAGACUAAAGAUGGCAUGAUGGCACUCCCCAGUGGCUUUUUUCCAUUUGUGGAAUUUGCUGAUGAAUCUCAGCAGUGGAGGUGGAUCGGCCCCACGCACGAUACAGAGAAGGAUCUCAGCGCACUCUGUCAGCUGUGGCUGGACUCCAAAGAUUUAGUCAUCAAGACCGAAAAUGAAGAAAUGCUAGAGAUGACUUCUCCUACUGCAAGAGUCUCAACUGACUAUGUGGUACGGCCCAGCACUGGGGAUGAGAGACAAGUAUUUCAAAUCCAGGAGCAGCAGCGAUACAACCAGCCGCACAAGGCCUUCACCUUUAGGAUGCACGGCUUUGAAUCUGUGGUGGGGCCGGUUAAAGGCGUGUUUGAUAAGGAGAUGUCCCUCAACAAAGCCAGGGAGCACACGCUGCUGCGCUCAGACCGACCACCAUAUGUCACCAUUCUUUCUCUGGUGCGAGAUGCAGCGGCCAGGUUACCCAACGGAGAAGGAACAAGGGCAGAGAUCUGUGAACUGUUGAAAGACUCACAAUUUCUUGCUCCAGAUGUAACCAGUGCACAGGUGAACACGGUGGUCAGUGGGGCUCUGGAUAGACUUCACUAUGAGAAAGACCCCUGUGUGAAGUAUGACAUUGGUCGUAAGCUCUGGAUUUACCUGCACCGCAGUCGCAGCCAAGAAGAGUUUGAGAGGAUCCACCAGGCUCAAGCUGCUGCUGCAAAAGCAAGAAAAGCCCUACAGCAGAAACCUAAGCCUCCGUCAAAGCCUAAGUCUGGUAAAGAAGGAGGCGGUAAAACCCCGGGGUGUCUGGAGGGAGGACAGGAUAUGGGCUCCAUUCCUAUGUCCCCAACCCCUACAACACCCACCCUAAACACACCAGGAACCCCUAAGUCCCCCUUACCCUGCGCUGCCAGCAUGCCAACAAAGACCGGGGGCCCGGACACAAUCAAGACCAGUACAGGAGUUCUCCUCGUGUCCCCCCCCUCGCUGCCCCAGCUGGGAACGAUCUUACCCAGCAGUCAGGCCUGUCCACAGGUUUCACAUACGGUCACGUCCCAACACGCGGCUCGGAUAGUGAGCCACCUGGCGGCAGGCUCCCUCCCUCAGGUGCGGGUGGUGUCCGCUCAUUCUGGUCUGGGUCCCUCGGCAGGAGGUCAACAGGCUACCAUGUUGCAUCAUACCCCCCACCAGAUAAGGAUGCCAAUGUCAAUGACAGCCAAGGGCAUCUCCCAGACAGUGGUUUCUCUUCCUCUGAGGACUCAGUCUGUCAGUAGUCCGGUCCACGUGCCCACCACCCUCUCAGUGUCUGCUGUAGCUUUGGCCAAACCUCAAGCCCGGUCCCCUGGAAGCCCGGCACACAUCCACCCCUCUUCCCCCGCUCUGCUGCAUGGAGUCUCCGGCCAGAAUAUAAAACAGGUGUCUAUCACAGGCCAGUUGGGAAUGAAGCAUGCUGGAGGAGCAGGAAUCCCAAUAACAGCUACCAACCUGCGCAUCCAGGGUAAAGAUGUCCUCCGCCUCCCCCCCUCCUCCAUCACUACUGACUCUAAGGGCCAGACGGUGCUGCGGAUCACCCCAGACAUGAUGGCCACUCUCGCCAAAUCCCCAGUUGCGACUGUCAAACUCACCCCUGACUUCCUGGGCUCAGCCUCAGGCAGUAAAAGCAUAUCAGCUACUCUGCACAUGACGCCCCCCCACUCCUUGGCUUCCUCUGCCUCCGGUUCCACUUCGGAUAUUCAGACCACUAAAGCAGGCUCUAUUACCUCCACCUUGUUGAAGGCCACCGGCGACAUUCGUCUGAUGCCCACUCUGGCUGUCACUAUGGCGGACCAAAAAACAAGAACCUUCUCCACUGUUUCCUCCCCCGACAAGAGCGGGGCCACCAUUCGGAUAAUGCCGGGCCUCGGUGUGAUUCCACAGAAACAGGGUCACACCAUCACUAUGACAACCACCACUGGCACUAAGACCCUCACAGCGUCUACAUGUGCUAACGUAGUGACCAUGGCUGCCAGUGUUGUGGCCGGGGCCAAGGGGCUCACUGUGGCUCCUGGGGUCUCGUGCUCCACUCUGACGCUAGGAACAGCCACUGCCACCGUGAGGCAGGUCCCCGCUACAGUGGUUACCACACAAACAGGGAAGUUACCAACACGGAUAACUGUACCCAUCUCUGUGCUGAGCCAACCACUGAAGAGCAAGAGUGUUGUGACCACACCGAUGGUGAAAGGAAGUCUAAACGCAAGUCUCAGCAGUCUGGGCAGGAACAUCAUCCUCACCACCAUGCCUGCAGGCACCAAGCUGAUCGCAGGGAACAAACCGGUCAGCUUCGUCACCGCGCAGCAGUUCCAGCAGCUUCAGCAGCAGGGACAGGCCACACAGGUUCGUAUCCAGACGGUCCAAGCGCAGCAGCUCCAGCAGCGCAUGGCAACAGGCUCCCCGAAAUCUGUUUCCACAGUUGUAGUCACGACAGCACCUUCACCCAAAUGUGCCCCCGACCCCCCUCCUGCACCUAAACAGUGAUGGUUGGUUGUUCAACAUGAUUUUACUUGUUUGUUCUCUCGCAAGUGUAUUUGUAACAUUGUAUAUUAACAUUGUAUAUUAUCAUUACAAUUGGGAUAAUACUCACAAAAACUUAGCUUUUUUCUUUUAAGGAUUUGACUUGUGUUCAGUCUAACCCUUUCUCUGUUGAAGUGCGUUAAACUCUUCACAGUCACUAUGAACAGUAUGUUAAAAAUCCCCUCCUGAAUUAUUUUGUCCACAUUGUUUCAACAAAAAUGUAAACAAUGGAAAACGUGUGACUACUGUAUGCUGCUCCAACCAUGCAGGCUUCAGUCUUUCCUUUCCAGCAGCUUACUGUACACAAGACCAGUUGCUCUGUUAACAUUUUACAACCUAAAUACAACCUCACAUCACAACUCAUUCAUAUUAAAGUACACAUUGUAAAUUCUAA